GCCACCAACAAACACACACAAACAGAGACACCUGUACACACAGACAGGCAUGUACAUACACACACACACAGAAACGUACACACACGCACAGAGACACAUGUACACACACACACACAUACAGACACAUGUAUACACACACAGGCACAUACAGACACACAGAGACAUGUACAUACACACAGACACAUGUACAUAUAUACACAGACACAUGUACACACAGACACAUAUACGUACAUACACACAAACACACACACACACACACGUACAUGUACACACACACAGACACAUGAACACACACACAUACAUGUACAUACACGCAGACACAUGUGCAUGCAUACACAGACACACACAAACACACACACCCCCCCCCCCCCCCCCCAUAUAAAAAGUUGCAGUACUUCGUUGUUCACUCAGAUCCGGGUACUGCACUCUAGGGGGAGGCAGAGAGCACAGCACACACUCCUUGCUUUGCUUUCACUGCGCUCAGCUAUUGAGCAGUCUGACGGCUCCCAGUGCCAAUGACAGAUCUGGCCUGAGCUCCGAGCCUGCUCAGAAAGACAGCCCUGGGCGACACACUCGCCCCCCACCAUAAUUUCCACUCGCCAUUGGCAAGCAGGGGAGUGGAAAUUUCAAGC
Molecule: messenger RNA, 632 nt
Organism: Staurois parvus
Lineage: Eukaryota; Metazoa; Chordata; Amphibia; Anura; Ranidae
Source: the annotation of a GenBank genome assembly